GCGGCAACUUUUGAAGAGGAAGGUGCUCAACAACUUUUUGGUCUUGGUGGCGGUUCCAGGGAGAGGUAAACCGUCAUUUCCGGAAGGCAGCCUUGCCUCUUUUCCAUCUCCCAUUCCGCUUGCGAAGGUAGCUGUAGCUGUCCUCUGGAAGCCACAUCAAUCCGAAUCUUCAGCGACGCGAGGACAGGCAGGCACGCGGCCAAAUGGAUACCAUGGAUAUCGACAGGCUGGUUGCGCCUCCAGCGCACACAGCGGCUGCGUUCUCCCCGGACAUGGUGGACCCGAGCCUGUAUCAAGCGGAGGCGCUGGAGCCAGAUGUGCAGAUGGAGGACGACGAGGACGAGGCGGCGAGCGACAUCUCGGCCGACUCGGACGCCCUCGAACUGCGCGCCGAGGUCGAGCGCUUCGACCAGCAGCAAGAGGCCUUUGUCGCCCGCCAGCGCGCCGAAGCCGCCGGCCUGCCCUACCAGCCACCACCGUCUCGCAAAGCAGGCGCCGGUGCCGCUGGGCGAAAACAAAAACGAAGGCGGGUCCGCGGCCCGCGCAAGCCCGCGCCGCUCCCUCCGGACAUCCAGUUCCGCCUGUCGCUCGCCAACGAGGCCUUCCAGCAGCAGGACUACGACAAGGCGAUCGCGCACCUCUCCGAGAUCAUCCGCAUCAACAGCGAGGUCUUCAACGCCUGGAUGCUGCUGUCGACCGUGCACGAGACGCUGGGCAACCGCGACCAGGCUAUCUGGUGCCGCAUCUCGGCCGCGCACCUGACCCCGCGCGACGUGAACCAGUGGAUCAGCACGGCCGAGUACGCGCUCGAGUGCCUCGGCGACCUGGGCGACGAUGACGGCAACGAGGGCGCCGACGACGACGAGGACGCGGAGGCCGCCCGCCGCCGGUCCGAAAAGGCCGAGGUGCUGGCGCGCGCCUACGCCUGCUACACGCAGGCGCUCGAGACGGACCGCUCGAGCAUCGCCGCGCGCACCGGCAGGGCCGAUGUCAUCCUGAUGCAGGGCAACGCGAGCAAGGCGCUGGUCGAGUACCAGAAGGCGCUGAGCUACCGGCCGUGGAACAUCCGGACGGUGCGGAACAUCGCGGACGUGGCGCUGGAUGUCAAGGACCGCAGGAAGGGCGCGGACAUCGCCCGCGGCGCGUACAGGCGGCUCAUUGACCACCUCCAGGCGACGGGCACAUACGAGGCCGAGGAGGGCAGGUUUGAGUGGUCGGAUCUGAGGAUCUACCUGGAGUUCUUCACCAUUCUCGAGCAGUGGCAAGAGGGCGCCCGGGAGCUCAAGGAGAUCUCACGCUGGCUGCUCGGCCGGAGGGCCGAGACCUACUGGGACCAGUGGAUCGAUGACGACAGGGAGUGGGAUAUCUACGACGACAGGCGCCUGGCGGUGCCCGGUUUUGAGCCCGCUCAGUUCCCCCAAGAGAGCUAUGGCCAGGGGCUUCCGGUCGACUUACGCGCGAAGCUGUACGUGUACCGGAGCAAGCUGGGUCUCGAGCACGAGGCCGAGCUGCACCUGCAAUUGCUCGACCCCGGGAGGGAAGAAGACUUCAUGGACUUUCCGGACUGCCUCAAAGAUAUCGCCGUCGCGCUGCUGGACCGCAACCGGGCGGACGAGGCGAUCCGCUAUCUCGACCUCUUCAGACACAUCGCGACCACGACCGGGGAGACGGUGCUGGAUGCCGACUUCUCGGUCUGCCAGGGCCGGUACCACAUGGCCCGCGGCGAGAAGGCGGCCGCCGAAGAGUGCUUCAUCGCGGCCAUCGAGGAGGACGAAGACCAUAUCGAGGCUCGCGUCCAGUUGGCCAACAUGUACGAAGGCGAGGAGAUGCAGGAAGGGCGGGAGGAAGCGUUCCUGCUGGUGAGAGAGGCGAUGAACCUGGAAGCCAGCGGGACUCGGCGGCGCCGCGGACCGUACGGCCCGCGGAAACCGCGAGAGGGACCGCCCCGGCCCCGGAAGCCCAGGGACCCGAACAGGAAGUCCAACUACGUGCCGCGGCGGUUGAUCGACGCCGAGAAGCGGAGGCAGCAGGAACUGGUAAUGACGGCCCAGGCGGCCAAGAACUUCCAACGGCUGCAGGCCGUGCAGGACCGCGCCUUGGCCGGCGACGAGCAGGCGAAGGCCGAGUGGAUGAAGGCGGCCAAGCUGCUCGUGGACGACUUCCGAUCGUACAAGCAGUUCUACCCGUGGGAGAAGUACCUCAAACUUCUGGGGUACGCCGCCAGCGCGCAGGGGCAGGCGGCCGCGCCGGCCCGGAACAUGAAGCUGGCGGCGAUGGAAGAGCGGCUGCGGCAGAACCUCGCGCCGGCCGAGGGCCAGGAGCAGGCGGCCCGGCUGCCGCUCAAGUUCCCGUCGGAACACCGGGGCAUCCCGUUCGACACGUGGCUCGACAUCUUCCUCAACUACGCCUUCGCGCUCGUGCGGUCGGGCCGGCACCGCGAGGCGUACGCCGUCUGCCACGCGGCGCGGGACUCGGUCGUGUGGACGUCGGCCGAGACGACCUUCCUCAUCCACGUGGCGUGGGCGUCGUGCGCGGUCUACGCGGGCGACGAGGAGACGUGCGUCGCCAUCGCGCGCUACUUCAUGCGCGACUACAUGCCGGGCACCGACUCGUACCGCAUGUUCUCGGCCAUGUGCCGCGUCUGCCAGACGCCCGUGUCGUGGUACACGUCCGGGCCGGCGCAGAAGUUCAUCCUGCGCCAGAUCAAGACCAUGGACACCAUCGUCAUGCGCAAGGACAAGGAGAAGGACAGGGACAGGGACUCUCACGCUGCUGGUACCGGCAACGGCAACGGCAACGGCAGCAGCGACCCGGACAUCGGCCUCGACGUCGCGCUGCUGACCAUCUACGGCCACAUCCUCUUCACCACGACCUCGUACACGUACGCGCUCUCCUACUUCGCCCGCGCCGCCUCGCUCGACCCGGCCAACCCGCUCAUCAACCUCAGCACCGGCCUCGCCUACCUGCACUACGCGCUCAAGCGCCAGGCCACCAACCGCCAGUACCUGCUGACGCAGGGCUUCGCCUUCCUGUUCCGCUACUACCGCGACCGGGGGCCGCCGCCGCCGGUGGUGGUGGUGGUGGUGGUGGUGGAGGCGCAUUUCAACAUCGCCAGGGCGUACUCGCUUGUGGGGUUGGGGAAUCUGGCGGUGGAGUACUACAAGAAGGUUCUGGACGAGCAAGCAGCGUGGGGGGAGAAUCCCGGGAGCGGCGGCGGCGGGAUGGGCAGCGAGGAUCUGACCGCCGAGGCCGCGUACAACGUGCGGACGCUGUGCUAUCUGCUGGGGGAUGUGGACGGGGCGAGGGCCGUGGCGGAGAAGUGGCUCGUUUUGGAGUGA
Thermothielavioides terrestris NRRL 8126 is the source of this 3338-nucleotide messenger RNA. RefSeq lists its product as uncharacterized. The coding region runs from base 204 to 3338 and encodes 1044 amino acids. Gene Ontology annotation, molecular function: protein binding. Gene Ontology annotation, cellular component: transcription factor TFIIIC complex. NCBI's taxonomy places the organism in Eukaryota, Fungi, Ascomycota, Sordariomycetes, Sordariales, Chaetomiaceae. Gene Ontology annotation, biological process: transcription by RNA polymerase III. The transcript is spliced from 3 exons. The record is from RefSeq and is a predicted model, not a curated record.